AUGGCCUCAACCCUAGCUCCUGCUUGUGGGCCCUCCAGCCCUGCCUGUACCCCACGUUUCCCUGCAGGGGAGCACCAGGACACGGACCGGUGCUGCCGGGACCACGACCACUGCCAGCACGUCAUCCACCCCUUCACCUCCCGCUACGGGUACCGCAACCUGCGCUGGCACACCAUCAGCCACUGCGACUGCGACCACAGGUUGAAGGAGUGCCUGCGGCGGGUGAACGACACAGCUUCACGGGUGGUGGGCCAGGCCUUCUUCAACGUCAUCCAGGUGCCGUGCUUCGAGUUCACCUACAGGGAGGAGUGUGUGGAACCCUAUCUCUAUGUCUGGUGCAAGACGUACAACACGGUGGCCGUGGCGGUGCCCCGAGAGCCGGUGCUGUAUGAAUUUGGGGGGGAGCUCAUUGAUCGGGCAGCCAGGCCCAGGGGAGUCCCCCUGAGCCCCCCGUGGGGCAGCACAGGGGGAGGAGCCCUCCCAGUGGAUCAGCACACUGGGACAGCCCCCAAAGCAGUCAAGAAAGAGAGGAAGAGAAAGAAAGAUAAGGGGAAAGGUCUGAAAAAGAAAGGCUCUUCUGAAAAGGGGGCAUGGAGCCAUCCUGCAGCUGCUGCCCCCGCUGAUCCCUGGGCCCUGCUGCCGUCCUUGGGGGAAGCAUCCAACACCAUCCUGAGUGAUACCCUGGCACGGGAGAGGUUGGGCAGGGAGCCACUGCCAGCCACUCCCUCCCCAGUCCCUGCCACCAGUGGGAAGAGGAGGAGGAAGGAGAGGAACAGAAAGAAGAGGCUGAAAAGUAAAACUGAGGCUGAGCCAGCAUGAGCUCCGAGUGCCCCCCCGAGCCCUGCGUGGGUCCUGGCUGUGAAAUAAAUUUAUAUCUGCUCAAGCA
Molecule: messenger RNA, 886 nt
Organism: Cyanistes caeruleus (blue tit)
Lineage: Eukaryota; Metazoa; Chordata; Aves; Passeriformes; Paridae
Source: RefSeq, a predicted model, not a curated record